CGGCGGCCAUGUGUUCCGGCCUCCUGAGCCGGCUCCCCACUACCCCCGAAGCAUACGCUUUCUACCUGCAGCUCCUUGACGCCGGCAUGCCCCCGGAGGUCAGGCAGUUCAACGUGCUGAUGCGAAAUUUCGUCAGAUUGGGGGAGCUUGCAAGCGCACACAAAGUGUUCGACGAAAUGCGAAGCCGCGGCGUGCAGCCGACCGUGGUCAGCUUUAACACCUUGAUUUCAGGCAUGUGUAGAGCGCGUGACCUGGACGGUGUACACGCUGUGUACAAAGGAAUGGCGGAGGCAGGCGUCACGCCAGAUGUCUACACUUACGGUACUCUGAUUAAAGGUUUGUGCAGUGCAGGUAGGCUGGAGGAUGCAACGAAAAUGUUUGAUGAAAUGCGUGAAAGAGGCGUGAACCCCAAUGCCGUUGUGUUCACGACAUUGAUAGACGCGCAUUGCAAGGAGGGGGAUGUGCAGGUUGGAAUGGACUUUUACCGGGAUAUGAGGGCAAGGGGUGUCAUGCCAGAUUUGGUGGCAUACAAUGCUCUGGUGAACGGGCUUUGUCGGGCGAGAGAUUUUAAGACCGCUGAAUGCAUUGUGGAAGAGAUGAGGAAGGCAGGCCUCAAGCCGGACAAGGUGACUUACACCACCCUCAUCGAUGGGUGUUGCAAGGAUGGCAAGUUAGACAUGGCGAUGGACAUUAAACAGAAAAUGGCAGACGAAGAGGUUGCGUUGGAUGAGGUGACAUAUACAGCUCUCAUCUCAGGGCUAAGCAAGGCAGGAAAGCCAGUCGAUGCCGAGAGGGUCCUUAUUGAGAUGAUGGAAGCUGGUUUGGAGCCUGACAACACGACUUACACGAUGGUGAUUGACGCCUUCUGUAGAAAAGGUGACGUCAAGACAGGCUUUAAAUUACUGAAGGAGAUGCAGAAUAAGGGUCGAAAACCAGGAGUCGUGACAUAUAAUGUGAUCAUGAGCGGCCUCUGCAAGCUGGGGCAGUUGAAGAAUGCUGACAUGCUUCUUCAUGCAAUGCUUAAUGUAGGAGUGCCCCCUGAUGAUAUCACAUACAACAUUCUCUUGGAUGGGCAGUGCAAGCAUGGAAAAGUUACUGAUCCCGAAGAACUGAAAAGUGCAAAAGGAAUGGUUUCAGAUUUUGGUGUUUAUACUUCACUGAUCAACGAACUUGUCAAGAAGAAGCCAGCUAAGAGCUACCACGAUAGAUAAGAUUGCCGGUAAAGAUUUUGUAAGUACU
Molecule: messenger RNA, 1239 nt
Organism: Lolium rigidum
Lineage: Eukaryota; Viridiplantae; Streptophyta; Magnoliopsida; Poales; Poaceae
Product: putative pentatricopeptide repeat-containing protein At1g09680
Exons: 1
Coding region: 9-1211 (400 amino acids)
Molecular function (GO): protein binding
Source: RefSeq, a predicted model, not a curated record